AAAUGAUAAAUCUAUGCCCAUUUCUAAUCGGUUUGUCUAGGUAUGGAACCCUGCCUGCUAUCCAGGACUCCCAGGUGGUUAAGGUUGAUGUCUCCGGGAGAAACUUUGACUCAAUGACGGAGUUUCGGAGGUCUCUGCAACCGGUUCAACAGAGAAGACGAAAGAAGAAGAGAGAUAAAAGGCGAAACACGUUGGGAGGAGGAACAGAACACUCACAGGACAAAAUAUAUAAUAAACGGUCUAAGAGUGUUGAGAAUUCUAGAUGUACCCAGGAUGUGGAUGUAUCUAUGGACGUGGAUCCUGGCAGCUCAUUAGCAACGACGACAAUUCCUGAUCUGGAUCUAGUUUCCUUAUCCUCCUCCUACCUUAACAAAACCCUCUCCGAUAUAGUUCUACCUCCGCCACCCCCGGAGAACAAGUCCGGGGAACAGAUGAAGAAAUUGAAAUCUCUGGAUCGGAGAAAUCCGUUCCUGGAUUCUGAUAUUCCGUUCCUGGAUUCUGAUAUUCCGUUCCUGGAUCAGGAACCCAACCCUUUCCUCUCGCAGGACAGAGAAUCCCCAUUUUCAGAUCAGGAUGCGGGGCAGGAGAGUUAUUACGAGUCUAUGAGAAGAAACCAUGCUCCGCCGUUUACAGCUCCGCCCUCUUCCGCCAAUCCUUUCAUUCGCUCCGCCCAUCCAGACGGUGCACUGUCGUCCAGCGGUGUUUGGACGAAUUCUGGUUCAGAUCAGGAUAAGGACGAAUAUCAGUGUACUCCAAGAGUUGUAGAAGAUACGACUCCAAGAGUUCUAGCUAGACCUGUUUCAAGUUUAUCAAUGGGAGUCAUUUCAGAUCAUUCAGAGUUAGGAGGGGAGGAGUCAAGUAUCAAGGUGCAGGAUGGAGGGGAGGAGGAGGGGGAGAGGGAUGCUCCGCAUGAAUACAGUGUAGAGGAUAUCUCAAUACACAGUUGUGAUACAGAAGGCUACUACACAACAUUUCACGACUUCGACGGGUUCCAAGAGGUGACCCAGGGAUUUUCGACUUUCGACACAGUCGAUACUUUGAAAAUUGUCGAGGAUUUCGAUCCAGAGGGAACCCUGAAAUUGUCGAAAGAAGGAACAACGAUGAAAGAUGGUGUUGUUCUUCGAGCAAAAAAAAGACGACCUCCACCACCCAGCAGAACAAGUUCUUUGUACAAGGACAGGGAAAGCAUCGACACUGUGGUUCAUGUAAGUGAACUUCAGCAGUACGACAUUAUUUUCUCCGAACCAAACCAAACAAGUUCACCAAACCAAACAAGGGCUGCAAAACAACCCGUUUCACCAAACCGAACUCCUACUAAGGAGAAUCAACUUUGGGAAACUAAAAAUGUGAAAACUGAACAAAUGAACAUAAUCUCUACUCCUGUUACGGUUCAUGUAACGGAUUUAGAUGAUUCAGUUCAAAAUAAUUCCGCGGAUUUUUCAAGGGCAAGCGAAGACGACAACUCAUUCUGGGAAUCAGACUUUGAAAAUUCGCAACAUUCUUCCCAUCUUAAACACAAGGCGGCCAUUUUAAGCCGACCGAUUCCUUCAAUAUGCGCGGUUACCCCGCCCCUAAGCGACGACGAUCGGCGAUCAUCCUCCCGCGAGAAAGAGCGAUUAGAUACUAGUACAGAGAGUGAAACGAUCAUUGUCUAUGGACAACCGAUCGUAAAAUCUCAGAUUUUAUCCGGAGCAGUUUACAUCCAACGAAACCUUACUCCGGAGAGGAGACAAGACCUGGAAACAUUCUCCGGAAACGCGGGAGAUUGUUCCCUACAAAAUCCGGGAAAUAUUGUUCACGACACUUCAAAAGAGAGGAUAGAGGAUAAGGAGGGUAGCAACAGAAGCUCAGAAGUUGUAUAUGACGAGCUAAAGAAUGAAAAUAAACCAGAAAAAGUCGAACUGGAAACAGAAGUGGACGGAGAGAAAGUUGUCUCUAUAACUCCUGACAUUGUCAAACCGAAUAAACCUUCUGACAAUUCUAUGUCCGAACCUGAAAACAACUUGUCGCUGGUUGACACGGACAGUAAAACCAACAGUAGCAGUCGUCUACCUGACAUGCUGACCCACACACCUGACGCAGGGUUUACAAACUCAGAGGUUGAGAAAUGCGGGAAUGCAGGGGUCGAAGGAAUUAAAGAAUUGGUGGGUGUGUCGGGGGGUGGAGCCAAUACUCAACCAACAGUAGGAACUGUAGGGUGUGUAUGGGGGACUGAGCAGGCUGAAUCCAGGCAGUCGGUGAAAACCAUUCAACAAGAGAACAGUGUGCCUAAACUCAGGAUAACUUCGCCAUUUACCUCCUAUCGUAGGAGUGAGGAGAAAGAAAGUUCUCCUGAAAAUAAGGAUUGGACACUCAUCGCUACUGACGAUAAAGAUUCGCCCCCACCCCUCUCCGCCCCUGUUGAGGAUACCCGAGCCCCCCUCUCUAAUCCCGCCACGCCCCUGACUCUCUCCUGCCCCCCAUAUCAGGCCCCACCGUCUCCUUAUUCAGAAGUUUUAAAUAGGAGUUUAGGAGAUGUAAACAAAUCUAAGGAGGCUUCUAAUACUCCAGUUUCUCCUACAGUUCAGCUCCAGGUCUCAGGUGUACAACUCUUAGCAGCCAACCCAGAGAAAUCAUAUCAUCCUUCCCAACCUACAAAUCCAUCCCAAGAAACCAUCAGAAAUUUAUCAUUGUCCAAGCCAAGUGAAGGAAAUGAUAUAAUGACACCAAAGUCUGAGGAGAAGAAAUCUUCUAAAUCUUUAUCCCGUAGUGACUCAUAUAGACGGGCUCGACCUUUACUUUCUCCCGUGGAAGUGAGAAAAAAUAGAAAUUCUUGUGACGUGACAACCCUUGAUUUAUCAAGUAUAAAUAUUCAGAAUGAGAAAGAGGAAAAAAAGGAAGCCAAAGGAAAUUUUUUCAAAAAUAUUCGUUCUCAAUUUACCUUUUCAAGUUUACGACGGAAAAGUCCAAAAAAAUCCUCAAACAAAGAAGACAGUUACCGAACCUCGGGGUGUGAUCCGACCCAUGACCUGUCUCCCUCGGUAGGAUCUCGAAUGACCUCGACCCCGCUCUCCUCCUGUGCUACUGCGCGAGUGUCAGAGCAGCGGGAGGUCACUGAAGAGGUUAAAUAUAGAACAGCUGCGAUGAAAAACCAACAUCAACGGUGGUCAUUCGCUGAGCAGACAGCAAGAGAAGGUUUACCCAAUCUAUAUACCCCUGGUCCUGCUGGAUACAUAUAUUCCAACCCACCAGCUCAUCUUCCUCCUCAUCAACAUCCGAGAUACUAUCCUCAACCCAUUCACCCUCAGCAUCCUCAGUAUCAUCUUCAACAUCAACCUCAACAUAUUCAAUAUCCUCAAUAUCAUCUUCAACACCAACCUCAACAUGUUCAACAUCAACCUCAACAUGUUCAGCAUCAACUUCAUCCUGCUUUUGGAUAUCAAUAUGGAACCUAUGGUUCCUCUUCUACUGGAGUGUAUGCACAGAACAUGAGUAAAAGAUCAAGUAUUGCAUCCCUAGCUGCUGUAGAACAAGGUUUUGUCGGUCGAAGUCCUAAUCCCAGUGUAUAUGAGGGCGGGGAUGAGGGAGCAUAUGGUUACUCUGUAGGGCGCAGUAGUACGAGAUCCACUCCCCUACCUCCUUAUGCUCCAGGGAGUAACCGAUCUACUCCUUUACCGCCUCCCUCUAGCGGGGGUACUCCCCUACCCCACCCUAGACCUGAGUUAAACUACCCACCCAACCUGUCAAACUGUCCCACCCCUCUACUGCACCUGGAGCCCAACAUACUGAGAAAAAGCUGCGAAUGUCCCAUGUGCUAUCAUAGUAUAAACAACCCGUGUCCCACCUGUGGGUGUCCCAACAAUACUGUCCCCAAGGCUAUGAAGUUGAACCCCCGAAGCCGGGGACAUAGUUUUACAGAUCAGCAAUCUACUGUAGCAUUCUUCAGUCCAUCUUCAGAUUAUUAUUCUCUAAGCCCUGACUCCCCUCCUCCCACCAACCUAAACCAGUCUCCAGAACCUAAUCCCAACAAUCCGCAAUCCCUAGCUCAGCAUCAAAACGGGAUCCAAAACGGGUCCCCUCAAGAAAUCCACCAAAAUGUAAAUUUACAGAAUUCCCAAAGUCCCAACUCAGAUUCAGACAAGUCCUUCGAAUCGAGAAAGUCCUCUCCGUCCUCCAGUAAGUCCAAAAGUCCUGAUCCUCGGUCCCAUCCUCCUAGAAGACCGUCCCAGCCGGAAAGACCUGCGCCUGACAAAUUAAAAGGAAACCGGCGGCAUAGUUGGGCCGGAGACAAGGGCAAGGUGCCGCCACCUCCCAAACAAACUUCCUUGCAGGAGUUUAAGAAACUGCUCUCUCAGCAAGCUGGAGGACCAAACCAGCAUAGGAUAUCAGCCAAAGAAUUACUAUUAAGCUCGGAAAAUAAAUCUAGUCAGAAUACCGCCCCUUCCUCAACCGCCGGCGGAUCUUUAAGAAAGAAAUCCCCGCCGUGGCGGGAUCAACGCUUCUCUAUUAUCCAAGAAGAGGAUAAUGAAGAAAAUAGAAAAAGUCGAGAAAAUCUGUGCGAUUAGUUUAAAGUUUUUAGAUAUAAUAAAUAAGUGUCUUUAUAAUU
Molecule: messenger RNA, 4585 nt
Organism: Eurytemora carolleeae
Lineage: Eukaryota; Metazoa; Arthropoda; Copepoda; Calanoida; Temoridae
Exons: 14
Coding region: 3-4544 (1513 amino acids)
Source: RefSeq, a predicted model, not a curated record